CCUCUCUGAGUGACCUUCACGCAGGCUUCCCUGCCAGCAGUAACUGAAGUGUUAAGUGGACUCAGUGGCGGGUGAGGCAGUCGUCACCAGCUGGCGUGGGGUGUGGAAGCGUGGUUCCCGCACAGUAAUAUACUUCCAUCACUAUUCUAAAAGGAGAAUCAGUAAUGACGAGAGUGGCUGUGAUGGUGGUGGUGUUGGUGGCGGCAGUGUUGGGGCAAGAGGCAGUACUGCCGGUAGUGAACACUGAGGAAGGCAGGAUCUCUGGCCUCAGGGAACACUCUCUCAGUGGAGCUGCCUUCUACGCCUACAGGUCUAUCCCCUUUGCCCAGCCUCCUGUUGGAGACCUGAGAUUCAAGGCACCCGUGGCCAGUCCCAGGUGGGACGGUGUUCGGGAUGGCUCGUCUGAACCCCCACUUUGCUUACAACCGGACUUCGGAAACAUGUUAACAAAACCGAAAGAACUGCACGGCUCUGAGGAUUGUCUCUACCUCAAUGUGUUUACGCCCUCGGAGCCUGGUAGCGGCAGGAGGGACUUGCCUGUGAUGGUCUUCAUCCACGGCGGCGCCUUCUUCUGCGGGAGCGCCAGCGACUCCGGUCCCAACGUCCUUCUCAUCCACGACAUGAUACUGGUGGUGAUGCAGUAUCGCUUGGGAGUGCUAGGCUUCCUCUCCACGGAGGACGACGCUAUCCCUGGCAACUUCGGGCUGCUGGACCAGGUCCUGGCACUGCAGUGGGUGCAAAGGAACAUCCACCACUUCGGUGGUGAUCCACAGAAGGUCACCAUCUUCGGAGAGAGCGCCGGCGCUGCUUCCGUCAGCUACCACCUACUGUCGCCCAAGUCCCGAGGUCUCUACUCCCGGGCCAUCAUGCAGUCUGGGUCUGCCCUCAACCCGUGGGCGCACUCCAAGUCUCGUCGGGAUCUGGCCCUUCACGCCGGUCGGACAGUAGGAUGUGGGGAGCUGGAGGACAGUCACGGCCUCCUGGGCUGUCUCCAGCGGGCAGACGCAGACAAACUCGCUUCUGUUCUGCUUGACUUCUUUGUAAGCUGUGGCAUUUGGCGUAUUGUUGUUAUUUGAUUGCGUUCUCUCUUG
This is a messenger RNA of Cherax quadricarinatus, 1091 nucleotides long. The record is from RefSeq and is a predicted model, not a curated record. NCBI's taxonomy places the organism in Eukaryota, Metazoa, Arthropoda, Malacostraca, Decapoda, Parastacidae.